AGUGAGGCUAGACACGCAGGCAGAUAGUCUCGUUUGCGCAGCGUGUUUCCGCUUCCUGUUUGUGGGUGCCCGGAAGCUCUAGUCAGCAACUGCAGCAGAGAGGAUAGAAAAUAAUAUGCAACACUGAGGAGACCAGACCAUGGCAGACCUGCAGAAACUGUAUACAGACCCAUCGAGAUUUAUCUGCAUUUACCCAGCUUACAUCAACAACAAGAAGACAAUUGCAGAGGGAAGGAGGAUACCAAUUGAAAGGGCUGUACAGAAUCCAACCUGUACUGAAAUUGCAGAUGUAUGUCGUGCAAACAAGCUAAAUGCCAUCUUGGAGGCAGACAAGAUGUACACACGUGAGUGGAACCGGGAUGUACAGUACAGGGGUAGAGUGCGUAUACAGCUAAGAAAUGAAGAUGGCACACCGUGUGUGGAGAAACUUCAGUCAAGGAAAGCUAUAAUGAUUCGUGUGGCAGAGGAGAUCCCCAAACUGAAAACUCGGACACAGAAAACGGGAGGAGGAGAUCAGACAGUUCAGCAAGGAGAAGGUGGCAAGAAGAGCAAGAAAAAGAAGAAGUGAUGGACAUGUGUCGAUAGAGAAGAGCGACAAUUUAGUUUCCAGGGGUUGCUAUAUGACAACACUGUUCACACAACACAGAUCAAUGUCUCCAGUGUCAGCACUACACUUUAGCUCAAGUCAAUCAUGCAUUGUAAUAAUGGACUACCGACUAACUCCAAAGUACCUAGUAAUGGCCCAUGUUGUGGGUUGUUUUUUUUGUUUGUCAGAUAGUUUUAGUUUUCCUGCCAUACACAUUGAUAGGAGCUGGCAGUGUCACAGAAUUAUUAUUUUAUUUUUUAUUUUUUUUAAUUCCUGUUUCCAUAUUGAUUUGCUAUUUUCGACAGAUCUUUGUAGACCUGUACAUUUUAGAUUUCAAGCUGCCUGCAUACCCAUAUGACUAGAAUAAAUAUAUAAAUGACUGCAUAUGUCCUUAAAAUCAAGAAAGUUUACAUUGCUUUGAUUUAUAUUUUGGUGAGCCAAACAGUUCAUUUGGAUUAGCCUAAAUACAACGGUGACGUUAUAUUAUGUUGUUUCAUAACUUUCUUUGUACAAAUGGCAACAGUUAAAUAAAACAUUGUAUUUA
Molecule: messenger RNA, 1130 nt
Organism: Rana temporaria (common frog)
Lineage: Eukaryota; Metazoa; Chordata; Amphibia; Anura; Ranidae
Gene: SRP19
Product: signal recognition particle 19
Exons: 6
Coding region: 140-568 (142 amino acids)
Biological process (GO): SRP-dependent cotranslational protein targeting to membrane; SRP-dependent cotranslational protein targeting to membrane, signal sequence recognition
Cellular component (GO): signal recognition particle, endoplasmic reticulum targeting
Molecular function (GO): 7S RNA binding
Source: RefSeq, a predicted model, not a curated record